Porites lobata is the source of this 1084-nucleotide messenger RNA. The record is from the annotation of a GenBank genome assembly. NCBI's taxonomy places the organism in Eukaryota, Metazoa, Cnidaria, Anthozoa, Scleractinia, Poritidae.
CAAGAAAUACAAGCCGAUUUAUCGGACGAAGAUCGUGAAGCUUUAUUUGCUGAGUUACCUUUUCAUUUUCUUUCAAGUCCUGAAAGCGAUACCGAAGUUGAAGAGCACCUAUGUAAAUACCAGUCCAAGUUCUACGUGUCCAAUCCAAAGUUCAAGCCAAGUUUCAAGUUCAUCCCGACGCUCAACCGUAUUCGGUACCCCCACUCAAGGCGAAGUUACAGAUUUUGAUCCCCGAGAUAUCAGCGUCGAUAGCGACGACAAAUUCUUUGUGCACCCGAGCGACUCUGAAGAACAACUUCAUGAGACACACACACCCCGGACGUGUCCCGAACGAUCGUAUCAGUUCAGCCCAUUUUACGUUGAACAUUCAAAGGAAGAAAGUAAUGAUUCCCAUAUUGACGACAAACCAGACCAGUCCUCAAACCGUAACAGAAACGAAGUGCAGUUACCGCCUCUAGUGAUAAACUCGCCCGCAGAUUUAAUAAAGUUAGUUCCUCAAAGAGCCUUUCGUGAAGAAAGCGUUUCAAGCGAAACCUCCGUUGACUCAAGUAGCUGUGAAGAAGAAAACGGAGAGGUUAGACACCAAUUAAGCGUCUCUGUAGCAGAAGAACACAACUCCUACGAUCCCAGAGAGGCCGUUCAAGAGCUUACGAUGGAUAGAAGUAUACUGGAAGAACAUCAACGGGUGUUAUUAACCCUAGCUAUAAGUAUCGCCAACAAGGAUGUGCGUAUUGAUAAAUUUCGUGGCUACGAGAAUGAAGAUAUUACCCGCUGGUUCCGAAAACUAGAGUUACAACUAGAGGUAAAGAAAAUUCCAACCACCGACCCUGCUGCAAUUACUCAAGUUGUCAACAAUCUAGGUGGACCAGCCGAGACGUUCUUAAUUGAAUUAUCUGAAGACGAAACGAAAGACUAUGGCCGAUUGAAACAAGCGCUAACGCGUCGAUAUUCUACCAUAGACCGAACGUGGGUCAAACGGCAACUCCUAGUCUCUAGGCGACAAGAAGUAAACGAGACCCCGGCCGAUUACAUAAAUGGGAUGCAUGAACUUUUUAGCGGCCUAAAUUGCUCCUUGCCUGAGAAA